CGAGUCCGACUCGGCCCACCACCGCACUCAUGCCGCAGAAGCACCGUGGGGAAGAGGGCGUCAAGAGCAAGGGGCGCAAGAAGAGCGAUAAGGCCACUCGUAAUUUCGAGCUCCAUGGGACGUACAGCGCAAAGCACCUCCGCCUGAUAGAAGCCUCGCGGGAGCGUCAAGCGGAGGCGAGGCGCACAAACACGUAAGAAGCCGCAAGGACCGCCAAGCUACGAUCGCAUCAAGUCACCAAGUGGCGCUCGGUCCUGGGCUGCGACGGGCGAGCAGAGUGGCGCUCUCCCAUGUUCCUUGGUCGAGCUCGCACAGCAGCUGCUUCGCAGCCCGCAGUGGGUCAAAAGGUUACGCGCGGCCACGGGCGCCGAAGCAGGAGCUCCGCGCUGGAGCUCGGAACCUGUCACCUCGGACACGGAGCCCUUCAGCUUCACGGGCCUCGGGCGCACUCAAGCCGUGACCCGCGUGUAAGUCUGGGUGUGCCGCGCAGAGCGGCCCGGAUAACCACAAGUGGCUGUGUCUUGUACUUAUGUGUUCCAGGGUUAGUAAAUCGCUC
This is a messenger RNA of Emiliania huxleyi CCMP1516, 556 nucleotides long. RefSeq lists its product as hypothetical. The annotation marks the transcript as partial. The transcript has a single exon. The record is from RefSeq and is a predicted model, not a curated record. Lineage: Eukaryota; Haptophyta; Isochrysidales; Noelaerhabdaceae.